Messenger RNA from Leguminivora glycinivorella, 1022 nucleotides. RefSeq names its product zinc finger protein 492-like. The record is from RefSeq and is a predicted model, not a curated record. Gene Ontology annotation, molecular function: RNA polymerase II cis-regulatory region sequence-specific DNA binding; DNA-binding transcription factor activity, RNA polymerase II-specific. NCBI's taxonomy places the organism in Eukaryota, Metazoa, Arthropoda, Insecta, Lepidoptera, Tortricidae. The transcript is spliced from 3 exons. The coding region runs from base 147 to 743 and encodes 198 amino acids. Gene Ontology annotation, biological process: regulation of transcription by RNA polymerase II.
GCUGGUUUUUACGUAACCUGUGGUUUGUAGAAACGUAAUAAACUGUUGUUAAACGUCACAGGAUAAAUCGUAGGAAAGAGUGUAAGAACAUUUCGCGCCAUUCAUUCUUAUCAUGGAAGUUUUACUGAGCGUGGUUUCCCGCUAAGAUGAAAGAGUGCUGGGUGCAGCUUGAGCGUUUACCAUUAAUUGGCGAUAAGGAAACUCAUGACAUUAUCCUAAAACAGGAGCGUGAUGAUCCAGUAUCAUUGAAUGCUAGUGAGAAUGAAUCAACAAUGUCCUCCGAAGAAACUACCAGGAAACCGAACAAACACAGAACCCCCACAAGCGGAUACAAGAAAUAUCCCUGUCUACUGUGCCCGAAAGUAUUCAACAGAAAAUCCAACCUAACAGUCCACGAAUACGUUCACACAGGUGAAAAACCUCACUCGUGCGUUAUAUGUAAAAAAGCGUUUACAACUUCGAGUAAUCUAAAGGAACACUUAUACAUACACACCGGUGAGAAACGAUAUCGCUGCGGAGUAUGUAAGAAAAAGUUUGUACAGGCAAGUUCUUUGAUUUCACAUAGGAAACGGCAUAGUCACGAAGAGGGGCACAGUUGUGACAUAUGUCAUAGGAAGUGUAGGAAUUUAACUGCUUUGAAGAAACACAGACUGAUUCACAAGGGGAUGGAGCCUGAGAAAAGGGGGGUUGGUAGGCCUAUGCCGCUCGUUCAAAGGUUUAAGAAGGAGAAGGACGAAUUUUGACGAUGUGGAUAUUUUUAUAUAGGCUGAAAUAGGACCAGGGAAUUUUCGGUAGAAGAAUCACCAAAAAAAAAGUUUUUUAAAGUAGGUAAAUUUUAUAUUUUUCCUACUCAGAAUCACGAGCCAUUUCGAUCUAGCCUCGUGGGGCCCAAUGUAAUUUCUAAAGUACAUAAUGGUUUCAAUGGAAUUUUAAUUUUCAUGUAAACAAAUAAAAUAUAAUUUCUUUUGUUUCUAAAAUUUUUUGAACUAAUGAAAUUGAAUUCAAUCUCAAGUACAAUAAGA